Acaulospora morrowiae is the source of this 181-nucleotide messenger RNA. Lineage: Eukaryota; Fungi; Glomeromycota; Glomeromycetes; Diversisporales; Acaulosporaceae. The record is from the annotation of a GenBank genome assembly.
GUAAUGGAGUUUCUUCGAAGAACCGAAGCACAAGAUUAUUCAGAAGUGCGAAGGAAAAUACGGUUGAAAUGUAAACCGUUUCUCCAAAGUUUGACUUCACCCAAAACAGGGAAGAAAUUGAGUUCCUUAGACAAUCGCGCACUCAUUGCUUCUUCGCUGUCAGACAUGUUUACAAAUUUGG